AUGCGACCUUGGACACAUUUGAUACGCUUUGUUGCCUUCGAGGAUGACCAAAUCCAUUUAGGUCAACUAGUCGACCCAACGCGUGAUGUCGGCCUAGACUCUGUCAAUGGAGUUCCCAUCUAUGCAUUUAAAGUAGACGGAAAUGUAUACAAUGGCAGGGUGACAGAAAAUAUUCUUCAAGUCCGCAAGGUUUGUCAGGCUCUAUCUCAGAAGGCAUUACAUAGACUCAGUGUGUCACAGCUACUCUCACCUAUUGUUCCAGAGGAGUGUCCCUACAUUCGCUGCAUUGGUCUCAAUUACAAGCUUCAUGCACUGGAGGCCGGCAUGUCAAUUCCCACCGUCCCAGCCCUUUUUUCGAAACCCCGUACCUCUAUCGCCAAUCCGUACCCAGGUACCAUUAAUAUCCCAAAGAUUGCCCAAGACAACUCAAGCGAUUAUGAGGCAGAGCUUGUCAUUGUGAUCGGAAAGUCAGCUCGGGACAUUACCGCCGAACAGGCUCCUGGGUAUAUUCUUGGAUACACCGCUGCCAACGAUGUUUCAGCGCGAAAUGAGCAGAUGAAAACUCCAAUGCCUUGCUUCUCCAAGGGCAUGGACUCCAGCUGUCCAUUGGGCCCUGUUUUGGUCUCCACGGCCAUUAUUUCUGAUCCCCAAAACUUGAAAGUCGGCGCCAUUUAUAAUAGCAGAACGGUUCAAGAGGGCCAUACCAGUGACAUGAUUUUCGGAGUGUGCGAACUCAUUGCCUAUUUGUCCCAGGGGACUACCAUUGAGCCUGGAACAAUUAUUCUGACUGGGACCCCGCCAGGAAUUGGAUACUUCCGGUCCCCUAGAAUAUUCCUUGGAGAUGGAGAUGAAAUCCGAAUUUAUAUUGAGAAAAUUGGGUCCCUUAUCAACAAAGUUCACUAUGAGUAA
Molecule: messenger RNA, 909 nt
Organism: Penicillium cataractarum
Lineage: Eukaryota; Fungi; Ascomycota; Eurotiomycetes; Eurotiales; Aspergillaceae
Product: fumarylacetoacetate hydrolase family protein
Exons: 3
Coding region: 1-909 (302 amino acids)
Molecular function (GO): catalytic activity
Source: RefSeq, a predicted model, not a curated record